Fusarium mangiferae is the source of this 753-nucleotide messenger RNA. RefSeq lists its product as uncharacterized. The transcript has 2 exons. Bases 1 to 753 code for a protein of 250 amino acids. NCBI's taxonomy places the organism in Eukaryota, Fungi, Ascomycota, Sordariomycetes, Hypocreales, Nectriaceae. The record is from RefSeq and is a predicted model, not a curated record. Gene Ontology annotation, molecular function: transmembrane monodehydroascorbate reductase activity.
AUGGCGAGUGCUACAGGUGUCCCAGAGCGAUUCCCUCCAAUCGAAGAUUUGUCAGCCAGAGAGACCGAGCCCCUCCUCGGUCGACCCGGCGAUGCUGCGCAAGAAGAUGGGGUUCCCUUGAUCAAGAAUCUCGUUCUCGGUACUGGGAUAGUAGCUCAGCUAGGCGUGGUCCUACUCACUAUUCUGAUCUGGGCAAGCGUCCUCUCUAAGCCUUUGAUCCUCUUCUCAGCUCACCCACUCCUUCAAUCUCUCGCGGUUCUCACCCUGGCUCAGUCUGUUCUGAGUCUGCAGCCGACUCAUACGGCAGAACAGAAGCGUGUCGGCCAGCGCGUACAUGCCAGUCUCAACCUCGCGGCCUUUUUGAUUCUUGUUGCUGGCGUGACCAUCAUCGAGUACAACAAGAUUGCAAACAACGGUCCUCACUUUCACUCUGUCCAUGGUUAUCUCGGUGUCAUCACUUCUAUCGUUCUUCUCUUCCAGUACGGCGUUGGUUUCACCAUGUGGGCUACGCCAGCCCUGUAUGGCGGCGUGGACAACGCCAAGGCUGUCUGGAAGUAUCAUCGCUGGAGCGGAUAUAUCAUCUUUGUUCUGCUCUUGGCUACCGUAGUUAGUGCUGUCGAGACGGACUACAACUACAAUGUGCUCAAGAUCAAGCUGUGGGCCGUGCUCUUGCUGGCUAUUUUCACUUUGGUGGGUGUUGUGCCUCGGAUUCAGAAGCAAAAGCUUGGCUUCCCAGGUCCUGGCUCUACUUGA